This is a messenger RNA of Lagopus muta (rock ptarmigan), 6067 nucleotides long. RefSeq names its product cerebellar degeneration related protein 2 like (gene CDR2L). Lineage: Eukaryota; Metazoa; Chordata; Aves; Galliformes; Phasianidae. The coding region runs from base 396 to 1787 and encodes 463 amino acids. The transcript has 5 exons. The record is from RefSeq and is a predicted model, not a curated record.
GAGGAGGAGGAGGAGGAGGAGGAGAUCGGCCUCGCCCCCCCUUCCCUGUCGCCGGCUUUCCUUGCAGCAUUUCCAUGCUAGAGGUCUCCACCGAGCUGCGGAGAGAGGAUCUGCCUGGCUGCGCCGGGCCCUCUUCCUUCCUUUGUGCAUCCCCCGGCCCCUCCGGCUACGUCCCCGUUUAAUCCCCGUCCCUUGGAGCCUCCCCCGGCCCCAGCGGCAGCAGAAGCCUCCCUCGGAGAAGCAGAGCCCGGCAGCGGCCAGGAGCCGGUUGCCACGUCGUACCACCCGCUUCCCGGCCCGCAUCCCUGCCUCCAUCCCUGCCUCCAUCCCCGCUGCCGGCGGCGGUGGGGCCCCCUCGGCGCAUGCUGCUCGCCUUCCCCGGCUCCUGCUGCUAAAUGCUGAGUGCUGACAGGAUGGAAGAGUUUCAGAGCGAGGAAGAGGAGCCCUGGUACGACCAGCAGGAUCUGGAGCAGGACUUGCACCUGGCUGCUGAGCUGGGGAAGACACUGCUGGAACGCAACAAGGAGCUGGAGGAGUCCCUGCAGCAGAUGUAUGCCACCAAUGAAGAGCAAGUGCAGGAAAUCGAGUACCUGACCAAGCAGCUUGAAAUGCUACGGCAGAUGAAUGAGCAGCAUGCCAAAGUCUACGAGCAGCUAGACCUAACGGCACGGGACCUGGAGCUGGCAAAUCAGAAGCUCGUGCUGGAAAGCAAGACAUCCCAACAGAAGAUACAAUGCUUGACGGAAACGAUUGAGGGGCUGCAGAACCAGGUGGAGGAGCUGCAGAAGCAGGUGGAGGAGAUGCGGAGCUUGGAGCAGCUCCGCAUCCGGCGGGAGAAGAGGGAGCGGCGCCGAACCAUUCACACCUUCCCCUGCCUGAAGGAGCUGUGCUCCAGCCCCAGGUAUGAAGAUGCAUUCCAGGUCCACAGCUCCUCAGCAGAGUUCAACCAGAAGCCACUGGAGCGGGAGAACGAGCGCCUCCAAGCCAUGGUGGAUUCCUUGAGGUCCCAGGUGAACCAGGAGAAGCAGCGGAAAGAGCGGGUUGAGCGGGAGUACAGCUCUGUGAUUCAGGAAUACUCGGACCUCGAGCAGCGCGUGUGCGAGAUGGAGCACUGCAAGCUGCGCAUCAAGGAGCUGGAGGCAGAGCUCGUGGAGCUGCAGCAGGUGAAACAAGUCAAGAAGUAUCUGCUCAGCAGGGAAGACAACCUGUCUGAGGCCCUCCUGGAGCCACUGAAUAACGCCCCAGAAGCAGAUUACAUCGACCUCUCAGAGGAAGAGGGAGGGAAAAGUCACGGGCCCUCAAUGACACCUUCCCCAAACCACCCCGUCCGGAAGAGCUGCAGUGACACAGCUCUCAAUGCCAUCGUCACCAAGGAUGCCGUGAGCCGGCACGAGGGCAAUUACACACUGCAUGCCAACAACGUGCGCAAACGGGGCAUGUCCAUCCUGAGGGAGGUGGACGAGCAGUACCAUGCCCUGCUGGAGAAGUACGAGGAGCUCCUGAGUAAGUGCCGGCAGCACAAGGACAGCGUGCGUCACACAGGGGUGCAGACCUCCCGCCCCAUCUCUCGUGAUAGCUCCUUCAGAGACUUCCGGGGAGAAGGGUUUGAGUUGGAAGAGCGAAAAUCCAUGGAGAAGACCAUCAGCAAACACGUGGAGGCCGUGGACAAGCGGCUGGAGCAGAGUCAGCCCGAGUACAAGGCUCUGUUCAAGGAGAUCUUCUCCCGCAUCCAGAAAACAAAAGCGGACAUCAAUGCCACAAAGGUGAAAAACAAGAGCAGCAAAUGAGCCCUGCCCCUCUGCGAUCCCCGCCUGCUAUCCCAACAGCCGAGUCUUCUCUUCAGCUCCAGGAAACGCCACCAGCCCCACUGCUUUGAAGGUUUGAGAGGCCUCAUGGUAUGUUCUUGUAUGGGAAGGGAGCGUCCAUCGUAUAAUUGCAAGGAAAUGUCACAGAGACUCAGUUCGUGUUUUUAAGCUUGGGCUCUGGUGACUUGUUGGACAAACUGUACAUUGUAGUUAGAGGAUUUCAGAAUCUGUAUGACGGAUCUCUGCAUGAGACAGACUUCUCAAUAGCAACAGAAACCCCACCACAAAGAACUGUUCACCUCCCCCAUCCUUUUCAGCUUGUCUUACAGUCCAGUUACACGCGAGCAAAAGCCUGGAUGUCCUCCAGCACUGCAGCAGCCAGAGUUCGGCUUCGCAGCAAAGCAGUAUGAACCAUCAGAACUUCAGGGGCUGCUCAAGAACACCAGCCCAAGCCUUCACAUUGGUUUUAUGGCUAAGAACCUACACUUGUACCCAAGAGACCUACCCCCACCUUUCCCCUUCCCCAUAGGGCAGCCUGUUCUUGCUGUCCAAGCCAUUCUCUUGUCAGUCAGGUUUUUCAGCUGUUUACAAUGCAAGCUCAUUGCGACUGGAAAAACUUGAAGAGAAACAUAGAAUUGAUUAUUCUGUCUUCAUCAGUAUCACCUAGUAACUCACUCCACACCCUCCAGACUUUGUAGGCAUAUGGGAUUUCCUCACUUUAAAUCUCUCUCAGUAUUUCAUCCCAGGUGUAUCACUGUGCCUGGCAGGAACUUGAUUACCAGGGCUUUCCCAUAAGCUAGAUAAGAAGUGCUGUUACAGUUUCAGAGACAUGCUUUCACCUCACUGUCCGGGUACCAGCCCUCUGCACUGUGCUAUCCAACAGGAUGUCACUGCCUCCAACGCAGCAAGCUCCUCCAGUACAGCUUGCAUGGGCUCGCAAAGCUACCUAGCAGUGACUCAGUGCAAGUGGUAAAGCACCACACUCGUACAGCAUUGGGACCGCUGGCCCAGGCAGUGCUGAUCACACAUUGCCCUACACUUUUGCUCUGUGUUCACAGUCAAGAGGACAGAUUUCAGUCUUCUGUUGAAAAUAAUCUAUCUUGGCUGAGAGACUGUCUCCAAAGGUCAUCACCUCUCAUGUUCCAGCUCACUUUCCAGCACUGGAAUCUCUUCACUUUUGCUUCCGCAGACAUGCAAACACAGCCAAAGUGCUGCUGCAGUCUCAGGAAUCAUCACUUUCCAUUUUUCAUAAACCAGAAGUUGAUCUUGUUUGAACAGACACAUGUUUUAGGCAGAGAAGCAGUAUUUCGUCACAGCUUAGGCAACACCCCGAGCACUGUGCCACAAGAAAUGAGCAGUUCAGUGUAAGCUACCUAUUCUGUGCUGGCCCAGAGAAACUGUAGGCCAAAUUUGGAUUCUGUUUUCACCAGCUUAUAUCCCAAAAAUUUGGGUAAAUAGUUGGGAUUUUUGCAACAUUUACUUAUGUCAGUCUCAAUUUGGCUUUGGAGGGGGAAGACUGUUAAAACUGAACUAUCCUCCAGGUCUCAGGACUUGACACUAUGAAGAGCUACCUUUCUUUCACUCACAACGGAAUUAAUGCAAAAAAUACCCCUCCGUCCUUUGUCUUUCGUUAAGCUGAGUACCGCUGAGGCCAGUCGGCAGGGGGCGAUGCCCAAACCCACCUGCUCCAGAAGCCUCCUCUACUCCCCACCACCAAACGCUCCUUGCUUCCACGCUCUGCAUCUUCAGGUGCCCUGCGGCCCCCGGCUCAAGAAAAUUAGGAGCCAUCAGCACGAUUGUGGCUACCAGCUCUACAACAGUAUGAGAACCUUCAUGCCUUAUUUAUUUAUAAUGGAAAGCAGUUGACUAAAAAUAAAUAAAUAAACAAAAUGAACAAUGGCAACAAAAGCUGCAUCCCGUUGAUUUUCUCAGUGUCCCCCAGUUUCUGUUCUAUUACAGGGGUUGGCAUGACCAGCUCCAGUGCCCUCGUGCACUUGUACCAAGGGAUCUCUGAAACAAUGUCAUUUUAAGUCAGCCAGUGCUUCCUCUGCAAUCACCUGCCUGUUGCAUAUGCGUGGGAAGAGGACUGCCUUCACUUUCCAUUUUAAACCAUAGCGUGUGAAUCAGCAUCCCAGUUAAGCAUACAUCAGAUUAAAUACAUUUUCAAGCAUUUUUUUCUCAGAUAAAAAGAAACACUGUUACUCUCAGACUUUCUUUAAAGCUCUUUUUACUUUUAGGUCCAGCACAACAAUUAUGCCUUUGAUUAUCAUGUACGAUUUGGGUCAAAUAACUGCUUCAGGCUUCUUUGCAGAAAGCAGAGGGACAUGCUGAACUACACUGCUGCAUUAUUUACACAAUGCGCAUGUUGCACUUGGACUAGGAGCAUUUGCCACAUGAUGAAAACACUCUUCUGUUAGCUCAAAAGUUUAUAAAACUGCAUCAUUUCUAAACUUGUAAUUCAAAUGUUUUUGUCUGAAAACCAGACAUCAAAAAAUGACUGAUGUAAGGAACAGGAUAUUGGCGAAAGAAGCAGCUGCCAGAGAUCUGCAGUUUGUUCAGCAAAGUGCUGAGGGCAUUCUUUCUGCAUCCAAAAAUAUGAGUGGCCAUAUAUAUAUGUCCUGAUGACUGUGCGAUUCAGAGUCACUCGGUUAUUUUUUUUCUUAAAUUAGACUUUCAGCAAUCAAAGGAGGAAAAAAAUAAGCAUGUUUUGACCUUUCAUCCCACCUUCUAUUUAAACUUUGAGAAUUGCUUUGAAAAUUACAAAGAAAACUCUACAUCUUCAUUACAAGAGGUAAGAGGAGUGUUAAAUAACCACACUGCUGCAGAGAUUGGUCUAACGAAAAGCAGCAGCUAUUUAAUAGCACACCCCAAGAAUCGGGACAGGAAGAGAACAAGAGCAUAUCCAACUAUAAUGAGCAGGUACAACAAAAUAGGAAACUACUAACUUCAGCAUUCAUCAAAAGUAAUCCCCCUGUUCAGAUCACAGCACCGAGGUUAAUAAGGAUACAGCUUGUCAAGAAUUCGGUUUGAACGGAAUACAGAAGGUGACUUUAAGACAAGCACACUUCCAUCAGUCCAGUCAUCCAAGCAGAGCUCAUUCUGCUUUUUCAAAGGCUCUCUGGACACCUGAGCCAUCCAGCAGUGUGGGAAUGAAGCACGAGCAGGGCUGCCCCUUCCACAGAAUCACAGAAUGGCCCAGGUUGGAAAGGACCUCAAGGAUGAUGAAUCACCAACCCCUCUGCCACAUGCAGGGCCACCAAACUUCACAUGUAGGAUCAGACCAGGCUGCCCUGGGCCCCAUCCAAUGGCCUUGAACACCUCCAGGGAUGGACGGGGCAUCCGCAGCCUCUCUGGGCAGCUGUUCCAGCACCUCACCACUCUCAUAGCAAAGAACUUCCCUCUGACAUCCAACCUAAAUCUUCCCUCCCUCAACUUAAGCCCAUUUACCCUUAUCCUGCUGUUAUCUACUCUUCCGAAGAGUUGAUUUCCCUCCUGUUCAUAGGCUCCCUUUAGGUGCUGGCAGGCUGUCUCACUGUGGUUGCACGACCUUCACGCCCCGUCCGCAGCCCUGCCGCACACCGCACAGUGACGCCUUUCUUGGCACCUCACCAGCACAGCGGUAACGCUGACGCGUUUAAUGGCAGUUGGUGAAAAGCUUCGGAGGUCUCACCCACCCUCCGGCAACAAAUCCCAGCAAUUUACCAGUUUCCUCCUCUAAAUUAAGGUCACCAGAUGGCGCGGUCUCUCUCUGACGGUUCUGCUCUUUCUCCUUCAAGCUUUCCAUUUUCUGGCCGGGGAAGCAGAGCGGAACCCAUCCUCACCCGCUGGCCCGUGGUUCAAACCCAGAGACGCGGUCACGCCGGAGCACGGCGCUGCCAGCUCCCCUCGGAGCCACCGACCCUCACCCUGCAGCCCCGCUCGGGGCUCAGAGCUCCCAUCGCCCAGCUGGAGCCCAGCCCCGCGCAGCGCCGUGCCGCUUUUAAGCACCGUUCUGACUUCGCGCACAGGUUUACAGGCACCGUCGUCGGCACCCGACAAAACACCGGUGCUGACGGCAGCCCCGCGCUCUGCCGGAGCGCCUUCCCGGCGCCAGAAGCUGCCGCUCCUGCCCGCGGUCACGAGGCGCGGCUCAGCAGCCGUCGGCUGCCGGCUCCCAGGGCUGCGCUUCCCCCGUGCUCCCCUCCCCCCCAGCACCUCUCCUCCAGAUCUGGGAAACGCGUCAAUAAAGGUUACGGUACACGCGCACAGGUGCAUAGAUACAC